AUGGACGCCUCCGGAUCCCCCCGCGGGGCGUCGGACGACCUCGACCGCAGCGACCCCGAUCUGGCCGACCACAGCGCGGCACGCAAGUCUUUACACGCUGCAGGUCUCCCGGACGAUCUCCCCAAGUCUUUGGACGACCGUCGUUCAGUCCCUCUCAUCCAACCCGAAACCGAGAUGUAUGAUGCCUGGCAAGAAGCCCCGCGUGAGAUCGAGUAUAACGAGAAGUGUAACAGGUGGCUGAUCCGUGUCCGCUCCGCAGGCCAAUCCCAAUUUCUCACCACGCCCGUGGCCGCAAAACCAUUGAGCUUCAGUCUAGCCCUCGACGACCAUAUCCAUGACGAAGAACAUAAUCUACAAGCCCAGUAUGGGCGCGGACUGGCCGCAUCGACUGACGACGAUAACGAAUCCACAACCACUGCUCGACUGGAGGACAGUGAUGCCCGGUUGAUGGAAAUGCUUGCUGCGCAGGCGGCUCACCGGGAGGUCGAGUCGCUGGGUGCGGACGAGGAAUCCAUCGCAACAGACGAGAAGCUAUCGGACGCAGAGAAGAAAGAUAUCUUACAGCGCAGCUUGAACAUGGCGGCUAGUAAUGGCGACGUGGAACGUGUUCGGAGAUUAGUGCAAGGUCAUGCAGCUGAAUUUGUGGAUGUGAAUAAUCCGGAUGAAGAGGGGACGGUGCCGUUGAUCUAUGCUAGUUGCUUCGGACACCAGGAUGUUGUCUCAGCGCUUCUCGACGCGGGCGCCCAUAUCGAUCAGCAGGACCGGAAUCAGUGGAGUGCCUUGAUGUGGGCCAUGACGAACAGACACAAGACAAUCGCGAAGAUCCUUCUCGACCAUGGCGCGUCUCCAGAUAUCAAAUCCUCGUCGGGCGGGACGGCGUUCGACUUUGCACAACCUGGUAGCGAGAUUUCAGAGUAUCUCCAUGAAAAUGGUUAUCACUUUGGGCCGAGUGCGAUUGAAGACGACUUCUACGAUUCCGGGUUUAGGCACGGUCGCUUUGAGGAAGAGAUUGCUGAGAAUGAAAUGAAGCGGCGCAUGAUGAUGGAGGAGAGCGCCAUCAAUCUUGAGGUGGACCUAUCGAGCCUGGGGCUCGACGAGAAGUUUGACUCGUUGGAUGAAGAGGAACUCGAAGAAGAACAGCAAGAAUUCGUGUGGGAUCGGUGUCUGAACGAUCAGAUGUUCGUCUUCCAGGAGAGCGAGCUAGAGCGGAUCCUCAACAUCAUCAUCACCAACAUGACACCGCAACGGUCACCCUCGCAGAAGCCCGUUCCCGCGAACCUCCUCUUUCUCAGUGCUCGAUAUGCGCACUAUCAUGCGAGUCCCGAAUUGCUUGCCAAGCUGCUCGUUUCGGCGACCGAGAAGAUCAACGAUGUCGUUGAGCGCCAUCAGUGGGACAUGACGAUCCUAGCUUUCUGGAUGUCAAAUGCGACGUUGUUGCUACAUUACUUGAAAAAGGAUGGCGGGCUGGUGGAAGCCACGGUGGAAUUCCAGCUACACCUGGCCGAAUUGAUCAAUGAAAUCUUCAUUCUCAUCAUCCGCGACGCCGAGCGUCGCAUGAACAAAGUGCUCGACGCCGCCAUGCUGGACCAUGAGACUAUUCCGGGCCUGGAGGACGUACACUUCCAAAACGAAUGGAAGCUCUUCCGCUCCAAAUCCAAGAAAGCGCCCGAACCGGCAGAGAAGCGCUUCCGACCCCCAUCACCCAGGCGGCGCGCACAGGUCUCUCCGCGCAAUAUCACCUCUCUUCUCUCCUCUACGCUCUUUGUCCUCGAUCUCUACGAUGUACACUCCGUCAUCACCACGCAGAUUAUCUCCCAGCUCCUGUACUGGCUUGGAGCUGAAACCUUUAACCGCAUCAUGUCGACCAAGCGCUACCUGGCCCGGACCAAGGCGAUGCAGAUUCGCAUGAAUGUGUCGACCCUAGAGGACUGGGCGCGAAACAACAACCGCCAACCGGAGCAUUAUGAGAACGGAUCGACUAGUAGCACGGGCGAGAGCACAAUGGAGUCUGCGCGCCGGCAUUUGGCGCCAGUGAUCCAGCUCCUACAGUGGCUCCAGUGUUUCUCGUCGCUUGGGGACGAUUUUGAGUCACUUGUUACGACUCUGCUCCAGUUGCAGCAACUUACCCCGGCGCAACUCUUGCACGCAGUCAAGUCGUAUCGGCCCGAGGUCGGCGAGAAGGGGCUGACCAAGCCGGCCAUGAAAUUCUUGAUUGAGCUGCAGCGUGAUCCGGGGCUGCUGUUCCGAGAACAAGCGAAACUCCAGGCACCCAAGCCAACUACCACAGCACCCGAGGCAGGAUCUACCGAUGGACGCCCUCAGACCCCUCCAGCCUCGACAGCUUCGGAGGCGGCCGGAUCACCCUCCACACGAGCUUCGGUGGCAUCGCCUGGCUCCAGCGUAGCGUCUCCGCACCCGGGUCCGUCGGCGUGGAUGGAUGAGCGCAGUAACAAUGUAUUCCUGGACCCGUCCCUCACGCUUCCCUUCUCGCUGCCCACGAGCACAGAUAUGCUGAUUAGUUACGGGGCGGGCUGGGGCGGCACGAACCGAGAACGCGCGCGCAAGUAUAUACCGACGCGAGCAUGUUUGGAAGCUGGACCUGAAAGAUUUCCGCCCACCGGUCCUGGCUGGUUGGUAAACCCCGCCCAGCCCACAAGCGAAGAAGAUAACGAUGAGCAGAAAUGUUUCCCCAACGGGGGCUCGGGAGAUGAAACGCCAGAGGGCGGGCAAAUGAUAUCUAAUCAUCUAUCUGACCAGUUGUCAGCCCCAAAAGGGCCGUGCCAUGCCAUAUCCAUCCAUCCAUGCCUUUUGGGCAAGCUCUCCGCUCCACUUUUAUCCCUUCUGUUGACGACUACUUUCUCGACUGGGGUGGAUGACGAACUAGGCCCGCGAAAUCGAAAUGGGAAAUGGAUCCAAAAGCAUGACGAGUCGCGCACUCCCGUUCGUCGUCAUCACCCAACGCCCCCGAUUCCUGUCUACGCAAGUGAAUCUCCACUUGGGAGGGAUGAGAUCGCGGUAGAUAUAUAA
Messenger RNA from Aspergillus niger, 3027 nucleotides. RefSeq lists its product as uncharacterized. Gene Ontology annotation, molecular function: GTPase binding. Bases 1 to 3027 code for a protein of 1008 amino acids. The record is from RefSeq and is a predicted model, not a curated record. Lineage: Eukaryota; Fungi; Ascomycota; Eurotiomycetes; Eurotiales; Aspergillaceae. The transcript is spliced from 9 exons.